This is a messenger RNA of Colletotrichum higginsianum IMI 349063, 537 nucleotides long. RefSeq lists its product as uncharacterized. The transcript is spliced from 3 exons. NCBI's taxonomy places the organism in Eukaryota, Fungi, Ascomycota, Sordariomycetes, Glomerellales, Glomerellaceae. The coding region runs from base 1 to 537 and encodes 178 amino acids. The record is from RefSeq and is a predicted model, not a curated record.
AUGUUGACUUUAAAAUUACUAUUCAUUACACUGAUGAGUAGCAUUUUUUUCCUCAAAGUGUUUGCCGAUGACCCUGGGUUCUGCAACAAUGAGCCUGUGUGUAAACCUUGCAACUGCAACUCUGCUGGCAAAUGUCAAGGGUUCUGCCAUCACGACAAGGGCAAUUCUGGUCCUAAACAUUGCGAUUUGAAUGCCCAGGGUUGCCAGUGUCCUCCUGGUAGCAAGGCCCUAGCAGGAGCCUCAUUUCUUGAGCGCCGAGGUGGAUGUAUGAGUGUAGGCGGAAGAGGAGGAGGAGGGGGCGGAAAAAUAGGGGCCGAACCUCACGGUUCGUGCGGUCAAUACAAUGGCUAUUACGCAUGUGUCUAUACUGCACCCUACUAUUGCCGGUGGAUUGGCAACACUUGUGUGGAUAUUCGCGGAACCGGACAAAAGAAGGCUCCGGCCAAGAAGGAUCCAACCAAAAAGGCUCCAACCAAAAAGGAUCCAACCAAAAAGGCUCCAACUAAAAAGGCUCCAUCUAAAAAGGUUCCAACCUGA